AUGCCCACCAACGGCCUGCACCAGGUGCUGAAGAUCCAGUUUGGCCUCGUCAACGAUGCUGACCGCUACCUGACGGCCGAGAGCUUCGGCUUCAAGGUCAACGCCUCGGCACCCAGCCUCAAGAGGAAGCAGACGUGGGUGCUGGAGCCUGACCCGGGGCAGGGCGCCGCUGUGCUGCUCCGCAGCAACCACCUGGGCCGCUACCUGUCCGCCCAGGAGGACGGGCGCGUGGCCUGCGAGGCGGAGCGGCCGGGCCGUGACUGCCGCUUCCUGGUGCUGCCACAGCCCGACGGGCGCUGGGCGCUGCAGUCGGAGCCGCACGGCCGCUUCUUCGGCGGCACCGAGGACCGGCUGUCCUGCUUCGCCACGGCCAUCUCCCCGGCCGAGCUGUGGACCGUCCACCUGGCCAUCCACCCGCAGGCGCACCUGCUGAGCGUGAGCCGCCGGCGCUACGUGCACCUGUGCCCGCAGGAGGACGAGAUGACGGCCGACAGCGACACGCCCUGGGGCGUGGGCGCGCUCGUCACCCUCAUCUUCCAGAACCGGCAGUACUGCCUCCAGGCCUGUGACGGCCGCUACCUGCGCAGCGACGGCCGCCUCGUGGGGGGGCCCGAGCCCCACGCCCGCUACACGCUCGGGGUCAAGGCGGGCAGGCUGGCCUUCAAGGACCGUGACGGCCGCUACCUGGCGCCCGGGGGGCCUGCCGGCACGCUCAGGGCAGGCCGCAGCACGCGGCCGGGCAAGGAUGAGCUCUUCGACCUGGAGGAGAGUCACCCACAGGUGGUGCUGGUGGCCGCCAACCACCGCUACGUGUCCGUGCGGCAAGGGGUCAACGUCUCAGCCAACCAAGACGAAGAACUGCAUCAUGAGACCUUCCUGAUGCAAAUUGACCAGGAGACAAAGAAGUGCACCUUCUAUUCCAGCACCGGGGGCUACUGGACCCUCGUCACCCAUGGGGGCAUCCAUGCCACAGCCACACAGGUCUCUGCCAACACCAUGUUUGAGGUGGAGUGGCGUGGCCGGCGGGUGGCCCUCAAGGCCAGUAAUGGGCGCUAUGUGUGCAUGAAGAAGAACGGACAGCUGGCGGCCACCAGCGACUUUGUGGGCCCCACCCAUCCUACCCAGCCCAGGAAGGCCGUGGGCAGGCAGUGGCCCCUCAGCCCCUACUCCCCGCCAGGUGAGGACGAGCAGUUCAUCCUCAAGCUCAUCAAUCGGCCCAUCCUCGUGCUGCGGGGCCUGGACGGCUUCAUCUGCCACCGGCGUGGCUCCAACCAGCUGGACACCAACCGCUCCGUCUACGAGAUCUUCCAUCUGAGCUUCAGCGACGGCGCCUACCAAAUCCGAGGCCGCGGCGGCGGGUUCUGGUACACCGGCAGCCACGGCAGCGUGUGCAGCGACGGCGAGCGCGCCGAGGACUUCCUCUUCGAGUUCCGCGAGCGCGGCCGCCUGGCCAUCCGCGCGGGGAGCGGCAAGUACCUGCGCGGAGGCGCCUCCGGGCUGCUGCGCGCGGACGCGGACACGCCGGCCGGGCUCGCGCUCUGGGAGUACUGAGCGGGCGGCGCGCCCG
This is a messenger RNA of Callorhinus ursinus (northern fur seal), 1567 nucleotides long. RefSeq names its product fascin actin-bundling protein 2, retinal (gene FSCN2). Gene Ontology annotation, cellular component: cytoplasm; actin cytoskeleton. NCBI's taxonomy places the organism in Eukaryota, Metazoa, Chordata, Mammalia, Carnivora, Otariidae. Gene Ontology annotation, biological process: establishment or maintenance of cell polarity; actin filament bundle assembly; cell migration. The record is from RefSeq and is a predicted model, not a curated record. Gene Ontology annotation, molecular function: actin filament binding; protein-macromolecule adaptor activity.